AUGGUAAACGGGCCCCCGACUCCACCGCCCACCACUGCGGCAGAACUUCAGGAUGAAGCACGCACCGCAAGCACAUCGACUGCAGAUCAGGCGCUAGUAGCGCAUGCUUCUGAUCCUCCUCCUCCUCAGGCUGCACCAGAGACCCGACUUGAGAUUUAUCAAAGCGUUCUGCCGGCAUUAAUUGAUUCCAUUGCAAGAAACGAGUACAAUCGACUGACUGCGAGCGAUCGACAACAAUCAAGGUUUCUCGUCGUCGCCCCUCUGGUUCUCGGACAACUUAUUCUAGAUGACCUGUACCCCGCGCGUUAUGCCCUUCAAAGACUUCCAGACAACCUGACUUCCCAUCCUCUUGCACGGGCCCUUAUGGCACUGGCAGUUUUGACGAUCAAUCGAGAACAUGCCAAAGUCUACGAUGGGGCGGCAGCUCUCGUCAAUCUGGUGUCCCAGCCUGACUUCAUGGACAGGGAUUUGGCCUCAAUCAUCUCCCAACUUCUCUCUGCAUUUCUCGGUAAUGUAAUUCACCAGAAGGUCCUUAAAUGGAGCUGA
Cyclocybe aegerita is the source of this 546-nucleotide messenger RNA. Lineage: Eukaryota; Fungi; Basidiomycota; Agaricomycetes; Agaricales; Hemipholiotaceae. The record is from the annotation of a GenBank genome assembly.